AUGCCAGAGCAAGAACUACUUAUAGGGCAAGAAAUGAAUACACUUCAUGCAGGUUCAUCUACUGAUGGCAUAAAUGUCGGAAACGCAGGACGAACUAGAGACACACAAACUGGCGUAGAAGGGGAAACGGAAAUAGGGUCUGACGAGGAAGAUAGCAUAGAGGACGAGGGAAGCAGCAGUGGAGGAAAUAGUACGACAGAAAGACUAGUACCACACCAGCUGAGGGAACAAGCAGCCAGACAUAUAGGAAAAAUAGGAAGACAUUUUAAUAUUCUUGAUAGACUUUUUAAGAAACGUACACAACAGUCUUCGGAUAUACAACAAGGUGCCAUGUUUGAUGGUGUCUUUAGCAAUUUAAGCGCAAAACCAGAUACCACAGAGACUGAAGGUAAUAACGAACAAGACAUACCACCUACAUACGACGAAGCUGCUGCUGAUAUGGCCCCCUCGUAUUAUGGAAUGGAUUUGAACAAUUCAGAUAUCUACUACGACGAAAUAUGCAUUGAGGGGCUUCCUGUAGGAAAUAUAGCAAAUUUAUUAUGGAAUAUCAUCGUAAGCACGAGUUUUCAGUUCAUUGGAUUUUUAAUAACCUACAUUUUACACACAUCUCACGCAGCAAAGCAAGGUUCAAGGUUUGGAUUAGGGUUAACGUUCAUUGGAUAUGGUUAUUCAAUGAUUCCCAAUGAUGUUACUUCAAAAGUCGGCAAAAAUAAAAGCUUAAAUAGAAUGGAAUUAGAGGAUCCAAAUGAAUUCGAUGAUGUUCGUCUAAAUUCACAAUCAACGACACAAGAUAAAUUUGAAUCACAUUUGAAUCACGGUCUGGAUGAAGAAAAACAAAACAUACCAUGGUUGGCUGUUUUUGUGGCAUUUCUUGGGCUAUUUAUCACCCUGAAGAGUAUAUACGACUACAUUCAAGUCAAAAAAUUGGAAAAGAAAUACCUCAACCAAAGUCAAAAUCAAGCAUAA
Messenger RNA from Saccharomyces cerevisiae S288C, 966 nucleotides. It is a transcript of the gene BSD2, whose product is annotated as Bsd2p. Gene Ontology annotation, cellular component: cytoplasm; endoplasmic reticulum; membrane. NCBI's taxonomy places the organism in Eukaryota, Fungi, Ascomycota, Saccharomycetes, Saccharomycetales, Saccharomycetaceae. The transcript has a single exon. Gene Ontology annotation, biological process: metal ion transport; vacuolar transport. The record is from RefSeq and is marked reviewed. Bases 1 to 966 code for a protein of 321 amino acids.